AUGGCAAAAAAUAUUAUGAAUUUUAAGACAGCCAAACACCUAAGACCACUUCUAAAAACCACUCGUGAAAUGCAACAAUUUAAGAAUUUCCCCCUUAUUUUUGGUAACUCUGAGAUUCCAAGCUCAAUGCUAUACAAAAUAGAAGAAAAAAUAACAAAAUUAGAAGUCUGUAGUAAGGAAGACAUUAAAUCUUUAUAUGGUGAUUUUUGUAAGUUUCUUUCAGCAAAACAGACUUAUCAAAGACCUGAUUUUAUUGAUGCUACUUUAUUUAGCGCAAUACAAUCAUCCAUAUCUAACUUAAAUAAAUCUGGGAUGAAAAUCAGAUGUACAGACUAUCCCAAUUUCGAUUAUAAUUUAAUUGAUUUUUCUUCGUGGUCUGGGCCUUUUGUCUUGCGUAAAGAACUAAAUCCUCAUAUGGAUUAUUUACUACAGAUGCGCUAUGGACAUUUUAAACUUGCAACUAAUGCUGAGCCUUAUGCAUCAGUGUUUAAGCAUAGGUUUGCAGGAAGAGAUCAAUCAACUUGGGAUGGACUUGCCUCAAAAAUCGAUUUUAAUAAGCUAGCUAACAAAGUGAGUUCAUUAUUACCUUUAGAAGAAAAGGAUGCGGUUGACUUAUUAUCAUUUCACAUUUAUCUGACUUCAAUUCGACCUAUUAUUCAAGUUGCUGUAGUUGCAAUAAAAGGAGGAAGCUUAGUGACUAUUGAAAAUAGAAAUGGAGAGGCUGAAGAUGGAGAAGAAACACCUUAUACUCAUGUAUUGUAUUUAGAAAGGCUAAAACUGGAUAAAGAAGAUCGUGUAGUUUCAAAGAAUUUCCUUACAAAUAAGUGGGUAAUAUCUGAUGUGGAUUUUUUGAUGACGCCAGAUCAAACAAAAGGAACAGAUAAAGGGAAAGAGGAGGAAGAGAAUGAAAUAGAUUUUAUUGAUAUGGAAAAACAAUUCGGAAAUCAAUAG
Molecule: messenger RNA, 951 nt
Organism: Blepharisma stoltei
Lineage: Eukaryota; Ciliophora; Heterotrichea; Heterotrichida; Blepharismidae
Source: the annotation of a GenBank genome assembly